CUUUUGUUCUCCCCUCAUUUUCCCGCGUUCUCAUGGCUCGAUUUUACCUCUUUGUUCCCCCGCGCUGACCCGAUGGCCUCUACCAGCAACUACUGUAGUUAAUCACCACACGAUCGUUACCCAAGACUACCUUCCGCCAUAAUAAUAAUCCUCCCCCCCUCUCCCCGCACACUCGCUCACUGCUCACGACCUGCCAAAUCGAACCGUCCUCGCGUUACGUCUCGGCUGCUCGUGCUACAAUAUCCUCGUCACUCGAUUACCGCACUACAAUAAUCGACAAUGCCCGCUAUAAUUUCUAAACGCGAUGGUCACCAUGAAAGGGCUCAGGAGGGCUCUGGCCCCAGCUCCAACACCAUGAGGGACCUUCUCAUUACCCUCGUGGUCCUCGUAGCCUUCUGCUUGGUCAUGUGUGGCACCCUUUUCAUUCUCCGCCGCAUCCGCCGUGCCCGCAAGGAGGCUGGAACCCUACCUUCCUACGAUUCGGCUACCCGCAAUCGCGGAAACCGCCUUACGAUACAGACGAACCGCGACUCUACUUUCAUCUUCUCGGAGAAGCAACACCUGAUGGACAAUUCCAGCCCGAUGCCAUUGUCCCCGGACAACGUCCCCGAGAUCAGGAUCACCUUCCCUGAAGAGGAGGAUAAGGAUGGACGCAGGGUCUCCGGACGUGUUGUCGUGGUUCAGGUUGGCGAAGCCGGCGUCGGUUUUGUCAGGCCGUUGGACCAGAGCAACCUCCCGCCAUACCAGCAGAGUCGGCCACAAGAACGCUUCGAUUCGGUUGACAUUGAUCGCAUUGGUGGACUGAAGGAGAUCAGAUAGAGUGGUUGACGAAGCAAUCGAAGGAGACGAAAAUGAUGGGGGCGUUCGGGGAAAGGUAAAGGGGGAGACGUGGAGACAUCUUUGAUGGUGGUCUCGCGCUGGUUCUUUGUUUAGUGGAAUGCGAAAGGUUCUUUUCAAAUACCAUCAAUGUUGGAGUCCCGGCAAUUCUCUUCUGCUACUUCCAUCUUGUUCAUUUUUACCUCUGGUCAUUUUUCAGGUAGGAAUUUGG
Molecule: messenger RNA, 1048 nt
Organism: Tricharina praecox
Lineage: Eukaryota; Fungi; Ascomycota; Pezizomycetes; Pezizales; Pyronemataceae
Exons: 1
Coding region: 280-819 (179 amino acids)
Source: RefSeq, a predicted model, not a curated record